UUAAUUUUAUCUCUGACUUAGCAUGACUGCUAUCUUCCUGAUGUCCAUUCUUUUCGGCCUUGCAUGUGGACAAACGAUGUCUUUUUGUAUUCCAACUGAGUAUACAAUGCACGUCGACAGGACAGAGUGUGCUUAUUGCCUAACCAUCAACACCACCAUCUGUGCUGGAUAUUGCAUGACACGGGAUAUCAAUGGCAAGCUGUUUCUUCCCAAAUAUGCCCUCUCCCAGGAUGUUUGUACAUAUGGAGACUUCAUCUACAGGACUGUAGAAAUACCAGGGUGCCCACACCAUGUCACUCCUUAUUUCUCCUAUCCUGUUGCUGUAAGCUGUAAGUGUGGCAAGUGUAAUACUGACUAUAGUGACUGCACACAUGAGACCAUCAAGACAAACUACUGCACCAAACCUCAGAAGUCCUAUCUGGUGGGAUUUUCUGUCUGAUUUUGAUAACGAUAUAAUUUCCAAUUUGGCUAAAUGUGUUUACCUGGAAUAAAACAAAUAAAAUAUCAUUAUGUUUCACAAUACUGUGUGUGUUUUCUGAGUGCC
Messenger RNA from Oryctolagus cuniculus (rabbit), 544 nucleotides. The record is from RefSeq and is a predicted model, not a curated record. NCBI's taxonomy places the organism in Eukaryota, Metazoa, Chordata, Mammalia, Lagomorpha, Leporidae.